Molecule: messenger RNA, 10492 nt
Organism: Porites evermanni
Lineage: Eukaryota; Metazoa; Cnidaria; Anthozoa; Scleractinia; Poritidae
Source: the annotation of a GenBank genome assembly
AUGGCGAUUCACGCACACUUUACCGCUACAGAUUUCAUUGUAUUUUCGUUAACCUUGUUAGCCUCUAUGGGUAUUGGAAUUUUCUAUUCUAGAUCCGGAGGAGCACAACAAAAUAAUAACGAAUAUCUCAUGGCGGGACGAAGUAUGUCCAGUCUUCCAGUAGCGGUAUCUGUUCUGGCUUCUUUCGUGUCCUCCAUCGCUAUUCUGGGAAAUCCAGCUGAGGUGUACGCGUAUGGUUUUCAGUACUGGCUUCAAUGUUUUACGAACUUUAUAUCUGUGCCCAUCAUGGCACUGGUUUUUUUACCCGUUUAUUACAAUCUCCGCUUGACAAGCAGUUACGAGGUGAGUGAACCGCCGGUCGUAUCAGCAUAAAACAGUAAAUAUGUUUACAUGUCGUGGCCAUAUAUUUCACCGGUCAAGGCAUAGUUGGUCAAGGUCAGUAAAUAUGUACUGUGCUUUUGCACCAUAUAUAAAGCUAAGGCACAGAACCUUUCUUACGCACAUAUUAGACUAUUUGUGCCACUUUUUUUAUUUAAAAACAAGUGUUUAGCGCUGCACUGCAUUGAAGGGUCAAUAAUCGUGAAAGUUCGUGGCACAUGACCAGUAAAAUAAAACCAACGGAUGUAACAUAAUCGAAUCAGAUAAUCGAUACCCAUGCAAUAAGCCAACGCUAUAUUAAAGCACGUUACUCUUUCUCGUCCUGUAAGGCUCCUUUUAUUUUAAAUUGGUUUUGAUAUAAUGUAUAUACGUAUACAAGUGGCACUAUUUGCAAGUUAAAACGGUGUAAAUUGCACCCUGUUCAUUCAUCUGAUGAUCUAUCCUAAAUAAUUAUGACAAUUGUGUUGUCACCUGAAUCGAUUUAAGUCCUUUGUUCUCCUUAAAAGCUUUAAAUAAUUUGAAAUGGUUAUGAUAUGAUGUAUUUUAUAAUUUUGACUAUAUAAAUAAUGAACGGUUUUGUUAAGUAGACAAGAACAAAUUGGUCCCUGAUCUUAACCUUAUUAUUUAUGACAUUUGUAUAGUCAUCUAAAUGAAUUGAGAUGGCUCAGAAAGGGCUAUGGACUAAAAAAAGAACUUUUUUGUUAUAUUUGUUAUGUACUCUAAUUUCUGCCAGGGGGUGGGGGAGGGGGGUGGGGAAGAGGGGAGUGGAUGGAGAGGGUUAUCACUACGGUGGUCUAAAUGGGUAGGCUCCACCGAAAAGUGGUACCUUUUUCAGGUAUGGAUUUCUUACGUUGUAGUAUAUGAAAGGGAAGGGAAAUCUCUGAUUUAGUUAUUUAAAUUAUAUAAUUUAUGGCAUCAAUGCAUUAAAGAAUACAUGAAACAGGAACUCCUUUCCUUUAGAACAGGUGGAAAAAAACUUUUCUCUCUGUAUGAAUUAACUAUUGUAAACAAAUUUAUAAUUUGUACUCAGAAACCCAUGAGGGGUUGUUCAACCCCUUAUGAGUUUCUGUUGUACUCUAACUUACCAGUAUAAUAUAGCAUUUUGAAUUCUAAUAAUAGUUGUCUGGUUAUUUUUUCAGUAUUUAGAGAGAAGAUUCUCCUUCAGUGUGCGUAUGUUAGGCUCUGUAGUGUUUGUCAUUCAAACAGUAAGUAUAUGCAUGGCAAGGAUUUGUUGAUUUAAGAGUAAAAGAAUGUCUUAAAAGAUUCAGAUUUUCUCUUUUACCAUCACACCUGAUGUGCUAAGAAUGAUAAUGGACAUGAAGUAAUAGUUUUGACAAUAAAUUUCUUUGAACAAAUUCUAAAUCAUUUUGUUGAAUUAACAGGUGUUAUACACAGCUAUCGUAUUGUAUGGCCCUUCUCUUACAUUGGAAUCAGGUAAGUAUUGAAGAUAAACUGUUGCUGAGCUUCAAUGCGUAUUGAUUGGUUAAUUGAUGGAUUGAUUGAUUGACAUUGAGAGAUGAUAUACUUUUUUGUUCUCUGGCUUGAAUUGUGCUGCAAACCUGUCCAAACAGCACUUUGAAAUAAGUUAUUUAUUUAAUGUAGUUUACCAGGAGGAACAAAAAGAAACGUUUCAACCAUGCAACUGAGGCUGUUAGUGAAACAUAGUCAAACAUCCUAUAAUGGACUCUCCUUUAUUAUGGACAGUUCAUUUGGUAGCAAAGAUGCCAUAACUCAUACACCUCUGACCUCUGUGAUUAAGGACACCUCUAAAAUACAGUUACUUUGCUGUCUCUUGGUAUCCAAGUUAUUGGUCAAAAUUAAAUUCAGUUUAAAAAUUUUUUAACCUUGGUUGAUUCUAUAUUUCCUUUGUCUUUUAGCCCUUAUUAUUUAUGAAUUAGGGAAACCUAGGAUAAAAAAAGUUUAACCUGGAUUUAUACUUUUGACCUGUAACAUCCAUAUUAAGGAGAUUUCACUUUUUAAAUGUAAUUUACUGCUUAAAGUGUUAAUUUAUGACUGUUAUUAAUAUUAUUUCUCUGUCUUUAGUCACAGGCUUCCCAUUAUGGUUAUCCACAGUCGUAACUGGACUUGUCUGCACUUUCUACACCACUGUGGUAAAUAAUUCAAAAACUCCUUAAAAUAGCUGUAGCGAAAUAGCUGUACUGUAUAUGUAUAGCUUAACACGUUCACAUUGUACUUACAAAUGCAAGGUUAGCAUAGAUGACCGAAUUAUUUGCAAAAAUGUAUUUAAAAAAGUUCAGUUUAAGAUAACUUUGUUUUAAUCUCCAGCUGUUGAUGUCUUUUUUCAUCUUACUUAUACUUCAUUUGAAAAUGACAGUUUUUUUAUUUUUUUAGGGUGGAAUGAAAGCUGUAAUUUGGACUGAUGUGUUUCAAGGAGUUGUGAUGUUAGCUGGUCUGACAACAAUCAUUAUAGUUGGAACUGUUAAGGUUGGCAGCCUUAGUGCUGUGUUUCAUACGGCUUACAAAGGACACAGACUUGAUGUUGAGUAAGUUUGAUAACAUAAUUAAAUUACAUGUACAAAUUCUGCGAUGUUAUUUUUUCAGGCUCUGUGUGCCUGUCUCUGGGAAAGUUGAAAAUGUAAUCUAGAUUGUGUGUGCUUGCAGUUUCUCUUUAGAUCCAACCCACCGAAGUACUUUCUGGGCAUUUUUGAUUGGUGGUAUAUUUCAGAUGCUUCCUGUUUAUGCAACCAAUCAGACUGCUGUCCAAAGAUUUUUGACUUCCAGAUCUUUUAAAUCUGCACAAAGGUAAAUUUUCCGUAGUUGAUAGAAUUAUUGAUGGAUAUAAAUAUUAUUUUUGUUGUAAUAAUUUUACAGGAACUAAAAGUCUGUGUGUGAAUUCAGAUGUAGUUCAGCUGUCUUCAUCCUCUCUCUCUCUUUCUUUAGUGUAGGGAGGCAACAGUGUGAUACAUAAGAUGCGCUUAUAGGCAAAACGUAAACAAGGUGUAUACUGUAGUUAAUAUUGUUAUGGUCAAAAUUUGUGUGUCCUUAACAGCAGGGAAUUUUUAAAUUUUUUUUAGAGCUGUGUGGAUGAAUAUACCACUUAACAUUUUCAGCACAACUCUGACAGUUUUAACAGGCCUAGUCAUCUAUGCAUUUUAUUCCACUUGUGACCCUCUGACUACAAAGGAAAUAAACACAGACGACGAGGUACAGUUUAGUCGUGAUUAUUCUUGAUAAUAAUUUUUAAUAGCAAUACUAAAUUAACAAGCAUUUUGCUUGACUCAGUCAUGUGACUGUAAAGAAUUAUUAACCAAGGUGUUAUGUCGUUAGUACUUACAGGUAUCACAUGACUGUUUUCGCUUUAGAUCUUACCAUACUUUGUGAUAGAAGUACUUGGCAAAUUUCAUGGUAUUCCUGGAGUGUUUGUAGCCUGCUUGUUUUGUGGUACCUUGAGGUGAUCUAUAACUUUGUUGUUAGCACAGAUAAUUUUCUCAUCUCUCAUUGGCAACAUAAAUGCCCUGGCUCUGAUAAUUUUCCUUCAUUUUUGUUUCCUUGUUCAUUUACUCAGUACUGUGGCAUCAGGACUUAACGCCCUGGCAGCAGUUACGGUGGAAGACUUUGCUCCUUUGGUGGUACAACAUAUUCCAACUGAAAGAGAAACAUUAGUGUCCAGGUUACUAGGUAUAUAAUAGGCAUAUAAUUUAUCAACUUUUUCACCACAGGGAUCAAUGGCCAAAACUUAAGACCAAGUGACAUAAUUGCAUAGAAUGUCUUAUUUUACUGGUCACACCAUAGGAUUUCAUCUUAGACUUAAAAGUUAAAACUAUCAUUUCAAUAUGCUAUGUUCUAAAUAAUUCCAGACUUCACUGAAUUGACAAAUGAUUGAAUUAGCUACAGUGGCUGAUAACACCAUCCACAUGCUAGUGUACAAAUGUACAAAAAGGCAUCUUUGGGUGCCCGGCUUAUUGGUUUUAGGAAGAGGAUAAGUUUUUCAUGACCUAGAGAACAGGCAUUACUCUUUUGUUGCACAAAUCUCCACUUUGUGACCCCCACCCCCAUAUUGAAGAAACUGUUAUUAAAGUAACCAAGACUAUUUUUAUCACUAAUUUAAUAAACAUUUCAUCUCAGUUCCCCUAGCUCUUUUUACAGUCAUUUCAUUUUAAUCUACAAAUAUAUUUUUCAGUGUGUGUUUAUGGAUUUGUUUCUUCCAGUAAAAUAAAACCAACGGAUGUAACAUAAUCGAAUCAGAUAAUCGAUACCCAUGCAAUAAGCCAACGCUAUAUUAAAGCACGUUACUCUUUCUCGUCCUGUAAGGCUCCUUUUAUUUUAAAUUGGUUUGGAUAUAAUGUAUAUACGUAUACAAGUGGCACUAUUUGCAAGUUAAAACGGUGUAAAUUGCACCCUGUUCAUUCAUCUGAUGAUCUAUCCUAAAUAAUUAUGACAAUUGUGUUGUCACCUAAAUCGAUUUAAGUCCUUUGUUCUCCUUAAAAGCUUUAAAUAAUUUGAAAUGGUUAUGAUAUGAUGUAUUUUAUAAUUUUGAUUAUAUAAAUAAUGAACGGUUUUGUUAAGUAGACAAGAACAAAUUGGUCCCUGAUCUUAACCUUAUUAUUUAUGACAUUUGUGUAGUCAUCUAAAUGAAUUGAGGUGGCUCAUAAAGGGCUAUGGACUAAAAAAAGAACUUUUUUGUUAUUUUUGUUAUGUACUCUAAUUUCUGCCAGGGGGUGGGGGAGGGGGGUGGGGAAGAGGGAAGUGGGUGGAGAGGGUUAUCACUACGGUGGUCUAAAUGGGUAGGCUCCGCCCAAAAGUUUUACCUUUUUCAGGUAUGGAUUUCACAAGUUGUAGUAUAUGAAAGGGAAGGGAAAUCUGUGAUUUAGUUAUUUAAAUUAUAUAAUUUAUGGCAUCAAUGCAUUAAAGAAUACAUGAAACAGGAACUCCUUUCCUUUAGAACAGGUGGAAAAAACUUUUAUCUCUGUAUGAAUUAACUAUUGUACAAAGAUUUAUAAUUUGCACUCUAACUUACCAGUAUAAUAUAGCAUUUUGAAUUCUAAUAAUACUUGUCUGGUUAAUUUUCCAGUAUUUAGAAAGAAGAUUCUCCUUCAGUGUGCGUAUGUUAGGCUCUGUAGUGUUUGUCAUUCAAACAGUAAGUACAUGCAUAGCAAGGAUUUGUUGAUUUUAGAGUAAAAGUAUGUCUUAAUAGAUUGAGAUUUUCUCUUUUACUUAGAGGUAGUCUUUCUUCCAUCACACUUGGUGUGUUGAGAAUGAUAAUGGACAUGAAGUAGUAGUUUUGACAAUAUAUUUCUUUGAGCAAAUUCUAAAUCAUUUUGUUGAAUUAACAGGUGUUAUACACAGCUAUCGUAUUGUAUGGCCCUUCUCUUACAUUGGAAUCAGGUAAGCAUUGAAGAUAAACUGUUGCUGAGCUUCAAUGCAUAUUGAUUGGUUAAUUGAUGGAUUGAUUGAUUGAUCAAUUGAUUGAUUGACAUUGAGAGAUAAUAUACUUUUUUGUUCUCUGGCUUGAAUUGUGCUGCAAACCUGUCCAAACAGCACUUUGAAAUAAGUUACUUAUUUAAUGUAGUUUACCAGGAGGAACAAAAAGCAACGUUUCAACCAUGCAACUGAGGCUGUUAGUGAAACAUAGUCAAACAUCCUAUAAUGGACUCUCCUUUAUUAUGGGCAGUUCUUUUGGUAGCAAAGAUGCCAUAACUCGUACACCUCUGACCUCUGUGAUUAAGAACACCUCAAAAAUGCAGUUACUUUGCUGUCUCUUGGUAUCCAAGUUAUUGGUCAAAAUUAAAUUCAGUUUAAAAAAUUUUUAACCUUGGUUGAUUCUAUAUUUCCUUUGUCUUUUAGCCCUUAUUAUUUAUGAAUUAGGGAAACCUAGGAUAAAAAAGUUUAACCUGAAUUUAUACUUUUGACCUGUAACAUCCAUAUUAAGGAGAUUUCACUGUUAAAAUGUAAUUUACUGCUUAAAAUGUAAAUUUAUGAUUGUUAUUAAUAUUAUUUCUCUGUCUUUAGUGACAGGCUUCCCACUAUGGUUAUCCACAGUCGUAACUGGACUUGUCUGCACUUUCUACACCACUGUGGUAAAUAAUUCAAAAACUCAUUAAAAUAGCUGUAGCGAAAUAGCUGUACUGUAUAUGUUCAGCUUUACAUGUUCACAGUGUACUUACAAAUGCAAGGUUAGCAUAGAUGACCAAAUUAUUUGCAAAAAUGUAUUUAAAAAAGUUCAGUUUAAGAUAACUUUGUUUUAAUCUCUAGCUGUUGAUGUCUUUUUUCAUCUUACUUAUACUUCAUUUGAAAAUGACAGUUUUUUUAUUUUUUCAGGGUGGAAUGAAAGCUGUAAUUUGGACUGAUGUGUUUCAAGGAGUUGUGAUGUUAGCUGGUCUGACAACAAUCAUUAUAGUUGGAACUGUUAAGGUUGGCAGCCUUAGUGCUGUGUUUCAUACGGCUUACAAAGGACACAGACUUGAUGUUGAGUAAGUUUGAUAACAUAAUUAAAUUACAUGUACAAAUUCUGCGAUGUUAUUUUUUCAGGCUCUGUGUGCCUGUCUCUGGGAAAGUUGAAAAUGUAAUCUAGAUUGUGUGUGCUUGCAGUUUCUCUUUAGAUCCAACCCACCGAAGCACUUUCUGGGCAUUUUUGAUUGGUGGUAUAUUUCAGAUGCUUCCUGUUUAUGCAACCAAUCAGACUGCUGUCCAAAGAUUUUUGACUUCCAGAUCUUUUAAAUCUGCACAAAGGUAAAUUUCCGUAGUUGAUAGAAUUAUUGAUGGAUAUAAAUAUUAUUUUUGUUGUAAUAAUUUUACAGGAACUAAAAGUCUGUGUGUGAAUUCAGAUGUAGUUCAGCUGUCUUCAUCCUCUCUCUCUCUUUCUUUAGUGUAGGGAGGCAACAGUGUGAUACAUAAGAUGCGCUUAUAGGCAAAACGUAAACAAGGUGUAUACUGUAGUUAAUAUUGUUAUGGUCAAAAUUUGUGUGUCCUUAACAGCAGGGAAUUUUUAAAUUUUUUUUAGAGCUGUGUGGAUGAAUAUACCACUUAACAUUUUCAGCACAACUCUGACAGUUUUAACAGGCCUAGUCAUCUAUGCAUUUUAUUCCACUUGUGACCCUCUGACCACAAAGGAAAUAAACACAGACGACGAGGUACAGUUUAGUCGUGAUUAUUCUUGAUAAUAAUUUUUAAUAGCAAUACUAAAUUAACAAGCAUUUUGCUUGACUCAGUCAUGUGACUGUAAAGAAUUAUUAACCAAGGUGUUAUGUCAUUAGUACUUACAGGUAUCACAUGACUGUUUUCGCUUUAGAUCUUACCAUACUUUGUGAUAGAAGUACUUGGCAAAUUUCAUGGUAUUCCUGGAGUGUUUGUAGCCUGCUUGUUUUGUGGUACCUUGAGGUGAUCUAUAAGUUUGUUGUUAGCACAGAUAAUUUUCUCAUCUCUCAUGGGCAUCAUAAAUGCCCUGGCUUUGAUAAUUUUCCUUCAUUUUUGUUUUUUUCUUGUUCAUUUACUCAGUACUGUGGCAUCAGGACUUAACGCCCUGGCAGCAGUUACGGUGGAAGACUUUGCUCCUUUGGUGGUACGACAUAUUCCAACUGAAAGAGAAACAUUAGUGUCCAGGUUACUAGGUAUGUAAUAGGCAUAUAAUUUAUCAACUUUUUCACCACAGGGAUCAAUGGCCAAAACUUAAGACCAAGUGACAUAAUUGCAUAGAAUGUCUUAUUUUACUGGUCACACCAUAGGAUUUCAUCUUAGACUUAAAAGUUAAAACUAUCAUUUCAAUAUGCUAUGUUCUAAAUAAUUCCAGACUUCACUGAAUUGACAAAUGAUUGAAUUAGCUACAGUGGCUGAUAACACCAUCCACAUGCUAGUGUACAAAUGUACAAAAAGGCAUCUUUGGGUGCCCGGCUUAUUGGUUUUAGGAAGAGGAUAAGUUUUUCAUGACCUAGAGAACAGGCAUUACUCUUUUGUUGCACAAAUCUCCACUUUGUGACCCCCACCCCCAUAUUGAAGAAACUGUUAUUAAAGUAACCAAGACUAUUUUUAUCACUAAUUUAAUAAACAUUUCAUCUCAGUUCCCCUAGCUCUUUUUACAGUCAUUUCAUUUUAAUCUACAAAUAUAUUUUUCAGUGUGUGUUUAUGGAUUUGUUUCUCUUGGCUUGGCUUUUCUGGUCUCAAAACUUGGAAUGAUUUUACAGGUAAGCUCUAAAAAUUGCAUGUUAGCAGGUGUAAAUAAUUUUGCAAGCCUGCAAAAAAAUGUCAAUCAAUAGACAUCAAAAUUAUUGUCAACGUUAUCUUGAAAUAAACCGUAGUUAAAUUGCCAAAAAUAAAUGUUAACCUCAUAAUAGCUUGUAGACUUGAACUGUGUUUGGGAGUAGGUUAUCAAAAGACAUAUCCACCUUUAGCUAAGAUGUAUUUAAGUAUUGUCUCUAAAUUGUCCAUUGUUAAUAAACAAUACUUAUCAGAUAUCCUGAUGUACGAAAUGUGCAUAAAUUUGGAAGGUCACUAAGGUCAGUCAAAGAGUCAAAAGUGUACCCCACCCUUCUAAAGAGAAGUUUUGAAAGUAGAGAUAACUAUGGACAUCUUCUGUUGUAAAACUUGCUCAUUCAAUCUCCCAGGCUUGCCAGUGUGAUAUAACAUAUCCUCCUUUAUAGAGUUCUGCUAGUUUCUAGCUCCACCAGCUAAAUUUUUUUUCCUAAGAGGUUUGGAUGCCUGUUGAUUUGCUGGAACUUGAUAACGUAAUUAUUCAUCUCAGUUUUUCUUUUUACUGUUUGCAGAUGAGUGCUACCAUGUUUGGCACCACAGGUGGCCCAAUGUUGGCUCUAUUUUCUCUUGGAAUGUUAACAACCCGUGCUAAUGCUAAGGGCGUGUGGAUUGGAGUUGUUAUUGGCUUUUGGACUGUCACGUGGAUCAGUAUAGGAGCGCUAGUGCAUCCUCCUAGAUACCCAAUGCAACCCAUGUCAAUAACAGGCUGCCCAAGCAACGUAACAAACUUCAAUAUGUCAUCACUAAACCCUGCAAGAUCGUAUGUUUCAUUGUGCAUUAAUUUUAAUCUUAAGUUAAAAGAUGGUUCUUUUUGGUUUUGAAUGUAUUAAAUAAAUUUUAUCUUUUAACCCGUUAUAAGAGUGAUCAGCAUCAAUUUUCUCCUGGUAAUAUCAAUGCUUUGUAAAACAGAGUGGUCAUGAGAAUUACUGACAUGAUUAUGCAAGAUGAAUUUGCUUGAUAUUUUAUCAACUUCUCCCCACUACUUCUGUAGGAAAUGAAUAGGGGCAACAAAUGAGAGUUCAGUCUUUGAUCUUAGGGGUUAAAGGGUUAUUGCCAGCAGCAUGCAAGAGCAAUAAUAUUAUCCACUGAAAAAUUGUGCGAGACUAGGGGCUGAUCACUUAUCUUUCUUUUACUACCAUUGAGGGAUUUUUGCAACACAUUAUUAAUAGUUUGUCCAGCGCUGUGAUCUUUAGUGUCCUUUACAGAAACUUAGCAUAGAAGUAACACUUUUAACAAAGCUCCAAAACACAAAACAAAACUGUCUGUAAUAGAAACACAACCAUAUUAAAUACUGUAAUGCCAUAUAGGCACACACCUGUAACAGAGAUUGACCUAGUAAACAAGUUGUUUAUUUACCAUUUUACCCUCAGCAUUGAGCCUCAUUCUGUUUACGCCAUCUCGUUCUUCUGGUAUGGAAUUCUUGGAUUUUUCAUCACUUAUAUCAUUGGUUAUUUUGCCAGUCUUAUAUUCAGUGAGUAUCUCAGAAGUAUCAUUUUGGUUUGUGCUACACAGUGGAACCUUGAUAUACAAACCUCCUUAGCCCUUCUUUAUAUCGAGGUUCCACUCUGUUACUUAUGCUUAAUAAUAUUGUUUUACCAGCUCAGUCAGAAGUUAUCAUGAAGAGUCUAGUUUUCACAGGUUGUCUAACUUUCAAUCUGUCACCAAGCUGAACUCACCUACCCUCAGGGAAAGCAGAUGUAUUUCCAGCUGUCACCUCUGAUGACCAGAAAUAUGUCUGCCUCCACAAGCUACACUCACCCAGACAGUAAUUAUUUAGUUUUUCUUUACAGCAAAACAUGAAACACACAGCAUAGACCCUGCCUUGCUGUUUAACUAUAGUACAAUAACAGCUUGCUGGAGGCGAUUAAAGAGAGGUGGCAUCAGCUCCCCUGGGGUAAUUAUCUUCUUU